AUGGCGCCCACGAAGCACCCUUCCGCGUGGAAAUUGAACAAGGCUGAGCAAAACAGCGUGGAACAAGACCUCGCCACUUGGGAGGCAAACUUGGCCACAGAUAUUAGCGAUGAAGAAAAAAUUAGGCUGAAGGAUGAUGAACGCAAAAGGUUGGUUCGCUUGGUGCAGCAGUCCAAACACGAUGCCAGUUUACAAAAGCAAAGCGCAGCUGGUGCCAAGAACAAAGCCAAAGCAGCCAAAGCGAAUGCCAAAGACGCUGCCAAACCAGGCGCUGGAAGCGGAGCUAGGUCGUCAGGUGCUGCAUUUCCUGCUCCUGCGGACACGUCUGCUUGCAAUGGUGACUACUAUGAGCAAGUCAAGCAGGACUUAGCUGUGAUUUCGAAGAUUCUCGGCAACGACCUGAAGGAAAUCUUGCCAACGCCCAUUGCUGCGACUGACAGCUUCGACUUGCAGAAGGCGAAGGUUGCAUUGGAGGCACAUGGAACUUACAUUUCCAGUUGCAACCUUUACUGGCUGGACAUGUGGAAAAAUCCGGCUCCUGGCGUCCCUUUGUCGCGUGACCGCAUUGCAGGCCUUGCAAAGUUCUACUUCCCGGAUGACCGCAACAACAACUUUCAAAAGCUGCUGGAAGUUCAGGUGGACGUCGGGGCCCUCACGGAAAAACCAAGCGGCUUGGUGGUCAUUUCUCCUUUGGAGAUCAUCCACGCCAUUGUGCUGAAGGCUGCAGAGGAACUGGGUCGCGAUAGCGUCACUGCUGCUUGCAGAGAAGCGUGGAAACAAGCUUUGACUGCAGUGCCAGUGACGAUGACGGCUUGCAGUGAAGCAGAUGUGUGGGUGCAUGCUUUGAACAAGCGUCAAAUGGUGGCGCAGGAGCAUGAGUCCUUGACGCGCACCGCCUGGCAAAAUGCUGCUGAGCUCUACCAUUUGCAGGCUCUCUUGGAGAAGUUGGAGAACCGCAAGCUUUCAGAAGCUGAAGUGGUUCAAGGCUUGAAAGCAAAGCAUUUGAUGACUGCGCAGAAAGGCGCAGGGCAGUCAGCCACGGAUGUCUCCAACUACGUCGAAUGGAAUUUUGUGGCUGCCAAGACCAUUUAUACAAAGCUCCAUUCUGACAAGAUCAUUGCCGAUAUUGUGACCAAGUUUGAAGUUCUCAAAGGUUCCGACAGCCCUUUCAACAGCCUGGUGAAGCUGGAAAAGUUAGCCCAAAGACCGAGCUGCAUCGCAGCCCGCCGCUUCAUUUUUCAGUUGAUGGACGACCUGCUGUGCCACGGGGUGAUCCAAGACGACGACCUGGGCAAGAAACAAAUGAUUGGCUCCUCUAACAAUGUGGGUGUCAUUCACUUGUUCGAGUUCAAAUGGCGCUGCCUCAGGUACAUCCUCGACAUCAUGUUUGUCCAGGGCAAGCUGAAGGAUUCUGACCGGAUGCUGCUCAAAGAACGGCUGUGUGACCCUCCUACAGCCCGAAGAAACACAGUUGAAAACUUGAGCUGGCAAUCGGCUUUGGCAAAGUCAUCCUUGGAAGCCUUGGAGUUUGUCCAUGACGUGGUGUACCUGAAGCAGUUUGACAACGUCAUCCGCCAAGCCAUGAAGCCCAACUCGCACCCGGAAAUCCUGCAAGAAAGCGAGCAUAUCCAGGAAGCUUGGAAGCGAGUCACCAACGCACGAGAGAACGAAUUGGCAGAAGAGAAGGUCCAGCUGCAGAAAGAAAGCAAAAGCGAAGAGGAAGAAGAUGGCCCCGACACUGGCAGCCAUGACAACUUGCUCCAGCUUGCUCGGAAGACCCCCAACACCUUGCCACAAGGCUCACCCCAGUACUGGCGAGCCAUUGCCAACCAAACAGUCCGAAUGUAUUGCAGUUUCCUCACGGAGGGCAGCACUCCAGCAGGCGUUGUUUCCAGCAUUGAGCAACUCAACCUGCCGAGUGGCGAAGUUGGAAAGUCUGCCAUCCUGGUGCACAUGGAUACAAGCUUGCUGGGUGAAACCACUGGCCCCUCUUGCCAAGAAGGUUUGAGAAAGAAUUGGCGACCGGACGAGGCCUUACUCCAAAAGCUGCUUGGCUCUGCUUUGACUGCCCUAGGAGCCCAACAAGACAAGAACGGCAAGGGCACCACACCUGGCGAAGGAGUACUGGCUGCUGUCAUCGAUCCUCUGAAUGUGGUGCCUAAGGGAUUCCUGAAAGACAGCACUGCGCAGACUGUCUGGUUGUGCUUCAACGAGGAAAGCAUUCGUGGCAGAAAGAAGAGAGUGAGGGGUCACUCCUACACACAGAGGUUGGAACUGACCCUCUACUCCGACAAAGGCCUGGGAGUAAUUCUUCCUGAGAAGCCUCGCCAGAUUUACAGUGGAACUUCGUCUGGAGACAUCAUUGGCUUCGUGACUGCCAUGCCCAUCAGCCAGAUGUGGAAGAUGAGCAGGAAAGAGAAAGUGGAGAUCCUCGGUCAGAAGCGCACCAUUCUUUUGACCCAAGACCAAGGUGGGAAUCAGGAUCCGUCGGCAGAAGAAAGUGUCUUCAGUUCUUGCGUUUGCCCUACUGAGCUCUACCAGGAAAUGCUGCACAGCUACUGUGCGACUUGCGUGCUAGAUGUUUCUCCGGGCCAAGGUGAAUUUCUCAAAGCCUCCUUAGCUUCGCGAACCAAAGCCAUCGCAAUUUGCGGCACGGAGGUUCAUGGAUCCCGCCUGGAGUUGCUUCUGACGGAGUACAUCCUUAGUGAGCUCUCUCGUGAAGGCAGCACCUUUUAUCGACCUGAAUCCGUGGCCAAGGAUGAAGACGAGACAAAGAAGGAGAACAAGAUCGACGAAGCAGGGUCCAAAAAGAGGACCAAGAACGCGGCAAAGCCAAACCCUGUGGAGAAGAAGCGUCGCAAGAACGAGGAGAACCUCGAGGAGACCAAGGACGAGGAGACCGAAGUCAAAAAGACGACCAACAAGAAGGCCAAGAAGAACAAGCAGGAAGAUGAGCAACAGGACGGAGAGGACAGCGACGAGAAAUCCUCCGAGUGCUGGUGA
Cladocopium goreaui is the source of this 3003-nucleotide messenger RNA. Lineage: Eukaryota; Dinophyceae; Suessiales; Symbiodiniaceae. The record is from the annotation of a GenBank genome assembly.